Prunus mume (Japanese apricot) is the source of this 2106-nucleotide messenger RNA. NCBI's taxonomy places the organism in Eukaryota, Viridiplantae, Streptophyta, Magnoliopsida, Rosales, Rosaceae. The record is from RefSeq and is a predicted model, not a curated record.
GCACAACCUGCCUUUGACCCAAAACUGAAGGGGAAAAGCCCCCUCUUCUUCUUCCCUCUCCAGUCCUUCUCAGUCCACCCUCCGAUUUCACUUCGAUUUUGUCGAGAAGAAUCUCAGCUCCAUUUCAGAGCAACACACAUAUUUAUAUACCCGCAUACACACAUAUUGAUGGAUCGGAGGAGACCUGCGAGUCCGGUGUACUCGCGGCAGUGGAGCGGAGGUUCGAGCAGCCCGGGGUCUUCUCCGGCGAUGUCUCCGGCGCACCCUCAUUCUCGUCUUAAUCCGUCCGUCACCGGAAUCUCCACUGUCAAGCGAAAUCAAAACGUCGCCGCCAAAGCCGCGGCACAGCGGCUGGCUCAGGUCAUGGCUUCUCGGGCCACCGGCGAUGACGACGACGACGACGACGAUCUCGGGUUUCGGUUUGCUCAGCCGCCUCAUGCACCUUCUUCUCUGUCCGGCAAUGGUUUUAAUAACGGUGCAAAGGCUCUUCCUGCGAUUUCAGUGACUCGGCCUAAUAGAUCUCCGUCUCCUGCGUUAGGUCGGAACUUUGUAGAGCAUACAACCUCAGUUCGUUCCACAUCAGCAGGAAGACCCUCUAUGUCUGUUCGUUCAUCGACGGUAGUGCCACCCAGCAAAUCCUCGGUUAGAACUCCAAUAGCCAUACCUCCAAUUGAUCCUCCUUCUAGUAGAAACAGAGAUAAAAGGUUUAUGCCAGAUAUUGGACAGUUCAACUCAAUAGCCCCAGGAGAUGAGCGUGAAGCUUCUGAGCUUCGUGAUCGACUUGAUAUGCUACAAGAAGAUCAUGAGAUUGCACUUGAGAAGCUUCGCCUUGCUGAAGAAAGACAUGCGCAAGCAGAGGCCAGAGCUAAGGAGCUUGAGAAACAGGUUGCUAACCUUGGAGAAGGUGUAAGCAUGGAAGCUAAAUUGUUGAGCAGGAAGGAAGCAGCUUUGCGUUCAAGAGAGGCUGCUCUCAUCGCUGCGAAACAAAACAAGGAUGGGAAAGAUGAGGAAAUUGCAACUCUUCGUUCAGAAAUUGAGAACUUAAAAGAUGGUGCUGCAGCAGCAGUCGAGCAUCUCCGAGAAGCAGAAUCUGAAGCAAAGUCUCUUCGCUCAAAGACACAAAGAAUGAUUUUAACGCAAGAAGAGAUGGAGGAAGUUGUUCUGAAGAGAUGUUGGCUUGCUCGCUAUUGGGGUUUAGCAGUGCAGUAUGGCAUAUGUGCAGAUAUAGCCUUGUCGAAGCAUGAGCAUUGGUCAUCUUUAGCUCCUCUUCCGUUUGAAGUCGUCAUUUCUGCUGGACAAAAGGCAAAGGAAGAUUCUUGGGAUAGAGGUAGUGAUGACCCAGAUAGAAGUAAGAUAGUUCGGGAUUUAAGUGACCUCACUGGCGAAGGAAAUAUUGAGAGUAUGCUUUCAGUGGAGAUGGGUUUGAGGGAAUUAGCUUCUCUAAAGGUUGAGGAUGCUGUUGCGCUUGCAUUGGCCCAACGUAGACGUCCAAAUUCUGUUCGGCAGUCUGGUUUAGAUUCCAAAUCACCUGGUGACCCAAAAUUUAUGGAGGCAUUUGAUCUUAGUGAAGAAGAGGUUGAAGAUAUUUCUUUCAAAGUGGCUUGGCUCACUUACUUUUGGAGAAGAGCUAAAGAACAUGGUGUGGAGGAGGACAUCGGAGAAGACAGGCUUCAGCUUUGGAUAAGCCGCAGUGCACAGACACCAACUUGCCACGAUGCCGUGGAUGUGGAGCGUGGUUUAUAUGAGCUGAGGAAGCUGGGGAUAGAACAGCAACUUUGGGAAGCAUCCCGUAAGGAGAUCGAUCAGCCCAUCUCAGUUUCUAGUAAUCAUAAAUCUGCUGCAGAUUUUGACACCUCUUCAUGAUAGAUGCUGCCGUCAGAUUGUUGCUUAUAUUAUAUAUCAAUUCUUUUUUUCUUUUUUAUACUUUUUCUUUACAUGAAAUUCGAGUGCAAACUGUAGAAUCUCUCUCUCUCUCUCUCUCUCUCUCUCUCUCUCUGUAUCUGAAGAACUAGAAUCCGCUGUAUAAUUAUGGGAUUGUAUUACGGAUCACUCCAUUUUUUCGUGUAAUCAAAUCCACUUCUUUUUCUCCUUGUGAGGGUUUGCAAA